Messenger RNA from Candidula unifasciata, 579 nucleotides. NCBI's taxonomy places the organism in Eukaryota, Metazoa, Mollusca, Gastropoda, Stylommatophora, Geomitridae. The record is from the annotation of a GenBank genome assembly.
AUGGGACAGAAUACCAGUCAGCUGUCAAACUUCGGGCCAAACGUCUCGGCUGUUGAGACUCAUGUCGGAGUUCAGGGUGGCCACCCGCAGGCCAAGCACGACGAUGGAGUGACGUGGUGGUGUAAGAUUCUAGCUAAAACCUGCUGUGUUGUAGCAGGCAUUUGUGCAAUGAUAACAGGUCUAUUCAGAGUAAUAACAUUUACGCCACUGUGCCUAGUUGCAGGAAUUCUUCUCAUGUUGCUUGGGUUUUUUGUGAUCAUCAUGGAAGCUCCAUGUUGUUGCCAGUUUCUCGACUUCAUUCAGCCAAUCAGUCGAUUCAGUGAGAGGAGGACUUACUGGCAGAAGGCCAUAGCGUAUGCGCUACCUUCGUUUUUACCACCAAUGCUGUGUUUUUCUGUGACAACCGCAUGCGGCAGUGCCCUGUUGAUAGCUUCAGGAGUUAUAUAUGGGUUGAUUGCUUUAGGAAAAAAAGCCGACAGAGACACAAUGAUAUCCCGAGCCAGGGGGAAUGAUGUGGAGUUGAAAGAAACAUUGAUAACAAAUGAAGUCAGCCCAAAUUCAUAUCCGGCCAACCCAUGA